This is a messenger RNA of Mesocricetus auratus (golden hamster), 5681 nucleotides long. RefSeq names its product ubiquitin conjugating enzyme E2 W (gene Ube2w). Bases 20 to 562 code for a protein of 180 amino acids. The record is from RefSeq and is a predicted model, not a curated record. The transcript is spliced from 6 exons. Lineage: Eukaryota; Metazoa; Chordata; Mammalia; Rodentia; Cricetidae.
CUCCACCCCCGUGCCCGGGAUGUUGGGCCCCCGCGGCGUGACGCGAGCACGGCGGCUCCGCCCCCUGCGUCUCUGGCCUCGCUGGCCUUGGGGGGAUGGUUUCAUCAUGGCGUCAAUGCAGAAACGACUACAAAAAGAACUGUUGGCUUUGCAAAAUGACCCACCUCCAGGAAUGACAUUAAAUGAAAAGAGCGUCCAAAAUUCAAUUACACAGUGGAUUGUAGACAUGGAAGGUGCACCAGGUACCUUAUAUGAAGGGGAAAAGUUUCAACUUCUGUUUAAGUUUAGUAGUCGCUAUCCAUUUGACUCUCCUCAGGUCAUGUUUACUGGUGAAAAUAUUCCCGUCCAUCCUCAUGUGUAUAGCAAUGGUCAUAUCUGUUUAUCCAUUCUAACAGAAGACUGGUCCCCAGCGCUCUCAGUCCAGUCAGUUUGUCUUAGCAUUAUUAGCAUGCUUUCCAGCUGCAAAGAAAAGAGACGACCGCCAGACAAUUCCUUUUAUGUGCGAACAUGUAACAAGAAUCCAAAGAAAACAAAAUGGUGGUAUCAUGAUGAUACUUGUUGAUGCCACUGUUAUCAUCCUCGUAGCAGAAGAUAGUCCUACUGAGAAAAUGAGCACUUUGAUCAUUCAGUCUUUGAACUUUAACCUUUGACUGGAAGUGACCUAUAGGCAAUGAAGACUACUUCCUUUUACUGCAUUUUUACUCGUGUGCAUUCUGGGCGCAUGUUGAUCGCUGGCUCUGUCCAGGCAACUGACAUGCUUUUAUUAGUCAUACAGUAUUAAUGCAGGUGUCAGGAAAUGUCAAAUAUAAUUCCAUUUUUUAUUUUUAUUUUUUUAAGCUUUGGAAAAGUUCCAGGUCCUCAUGUAUUGUGCAAUAACAGUGACUUCCUCGGUGGUUUGGGGAUGUUCAUUGCCGGCAAUGGACGUUGUAACAGGAAGAGUUUUCUUAACUCCUGCCACUCGGUGAUUAAUGCAUGAUAGGGCCUAUGAGAUGAAUUUUUCGGUUAUCGUGGGAUUAUAAGGACAGUGAGGGAUCCAACAUUACAUUGAAAGUCACCCCAACUGUUUAUAUUUGGAUUCUAUGCACUGUGAUCCUAAGGCAAACAGCAUGAAAUAACAUGCAUCUUUACAGGACCGUAAGAAAGAUCAUUGCAUAUUUAUUUAAUUGUUUAUAUCUGCUGUCAAAUUGUUUUGACAUGGAAAGUUUUCAAGGAACAUUGGCAGAGAGGUACAAUAUGUUAUCCCUAUGGUGAAAAUCAGUUCAUUUGUUGUAUAUAGUCCUCAAUCUCUGAAGUACAGGUGUGAAUAAUAUAGGGUGUGAAUGGUUUAACCAAGGCUUUAUUUUGGAAGUAAAAGUAUGGCAGUGAUGCUUGAAUUACUGCCACUCAUCAUUUGGGCCUGUUAUUUUUUUCCCAAGUAUAUUACACUCUGUUACUUCCUGCUAGCCAUCAGCAUGAGCCCUACUGCCUAAACACUAUUUCAUUUAUUUAUGUUUGGAAAUCCAUAAACAUUUUUGUUUGUAAUCUUGUUUCUUUUGUUACAUUUUAAGUUGUUUGAAUGUUACAAUACUUUAAUUGAAAGACUUUUGUCAAGUUUUUUUCUUGUAAAUUUUCUUUACUUGUAUCAUCUUGUCCUUCAAUCCUGUACCCUAAAAUGAGAAAUACAUUUUUGACAGAGGCUUAAUGUUUUAACAAAAGAGUGUGGACAUUUUUAUUUUAAGAUUUUGGCAAAAGAACACUAUAAAAUGAUAUGUUUGCUUAUUUGUCUCACGCAACCAUGCAGGUUUUCUUGGAAGAACUUGUUUUCUUUGUUGAAAAGAUUUUGCUUAUAGCUAGAUGAGGUUUUUCUAUCUGUCUGUACCUGUCUGUCUGUCUGUCUAUCUAAUCUAUAAAACAGUUGUUGGAAAGGUUCCAUUCUAAGUACCAUGUACCAUGUAAGUUAAUGAUGCUACAACUAGGUCUUUUUAAGAAGCAAUUAAUGUAUUUUAUAAAUUACCUUUUCACAUAUGCAAGAUCUGUUUCUAUGACAAUGUUAUUUUUACUAAUGCCUUACUGUUGCACUCUUUUUGAAUAUCCUGCAGUGAAUAUAUAUUAAUCAAUUUGGGCUUAAAAAUUAAAGCCAAUUGGCUGAAAGGUCUGAUAUAUGUACCCCCAUAAAUUCGUCCAAUUGAUAAUUGGUAAAGAAUAUUUUAAAAAUUGUUUUUAAUCUCUGUGUAGAUGACAUUUUUGUAGCUUUGUACCUGUUGUUAAUUAAGGGCAUAUAAUUUUACACUCUAAAAGUAUAACUGCUGAACUCAGGGGUGGGUAGACUUCAAAAAUAUGUCUGCUGUAGAAAUAACUUGAAAAAAAAUUAAAACCAUGGCCAGCCACCAAAUUGUGGACACUGUUUAUACUGCUAGGUAGCAAUGAUCAUUUUUUAAAGAUUAUAAGCAUUUCUCUUCUGUCUUGACUGGAUGUACACAAGUUCUCACAGUGAUCAUUGUUAGUUUUAUUAGUUGACCUAUUUAACACAAAAAAUCUUUAAAUUCUUAGUUUUUCACUGCUUCCGAUAUGAAAUUGCAGCUGUAAAUUAGGUGUUCCCGUGUUUUAUGUCACUGCUCUAAAAUACUAAUUAACGUGAUCUUUUUUCAGAGUGGGGUGGGGUGGCACAGGGACUUCUCUGUGUGUAGUCCUCUUACUAAAAUCCUUUCUUAAGAAGUGACCUGUGACAUUUAUUCACCAAAGGAAUCAGUACACCAGGUCAGGCAUCACAGUGCUAUAGUGUAGAGGAAUAGCUUCGGUUGUGUUUUUAUAAGUGUUUUAAUAUUACCUGUGUAUAUACAGAUACUAUAAAAUAGAUUCAAAUGAAAUGGGGGGAAAUAGCGGAAAACCUAGUAAUUUUAGUUCGCUUUUGAUUCCAAGUGAAGAAAAUAAGAAUAUAUAUAUAUAAGACAUAGGAACAUCAACUGUUAAUAAUUCAUAAUCAGAUUAACAUUACUCCCUUGAAUUUAGGAGUCAUUGAAAAUUCUUACACUUAUAUUUAAUUAUUGACAUUAUUAAAAGACAUAAGUUGUAUAUCUGGGUCAUUUUUCAGUUGAGGGCAAGUUGUGACUUUCAGUAAGAGAUAUUUUGCUGUAACAUAAUAUUGAAAUAGAAUUACAAGAAAUUUACAUGAAAUAUGCUGAAUUCAUUCCCUCCUCCCUGCAUUCCUGUCAUUGAGUACUAGUCUACAACAUUACGUUUUACCACUUAUGGGCUGUGUUUGUUUCUCUUUCUCUCACAUAUUUAUUUUAGGUCAUUCUGUUUUGCCAAUUUUUUAAAGAUGUGAUACGUUCAGUUCCUUGUUUUUGCAGUUAUGAACUUGGUGCCCUCAUAAAUACAGAUAAAUGCUGUGGGUUUUAUGGAGAAAGGUUGUUUUCAGUUUUGUGUUAGAAUUUUAUAAAGAUACAUUCUGUAGCUGUUCUCUCCAGGAGUUAAUAUUUACCUUUAAAGAGUGUAUAAUAUGUAAUUAUCCCUUUAGCCAGCGGAGAAAUCAAGAAAGGGAUGGCAGCUUAUAUGAAGUCAACAGUUCAACUGGAGAAGGAUGAUAAUCCUUGUUGCUUUGAGUUGGAAUACAGGUAUCUGUUAUGAAGUAUAAAGUAACUAGAGUGAUUUACUAUUUUCUCCUUCUGAUCUUAAAUAUAUGCAAAUACACACGUCAUUAGUUACCUAAAUGGUUAGUAACUUCUUGAGAUUCUAAAAGAGGUAUCUAGUGACUGGUUUGUUCCAUCAAAGAUAAAUUGACAGUUAUGGAAAUGAUUAGUGGUAUGAAAAUGGUGUAUAAAUAUGCUGUUUCUGGUAAUGAAGUCUUCUUUUAAAAGCCUAUUGUUUUUGGGAAUUGCGAUAUUUAAAACUUCCUAGAAGUAGAAUAGAAGUGGAGGUACUGUGCAUUCAAAGGUUUUUUUUUUUUAAAUAAAAAUUCAGUGUCACUAGGUCUCAGCUUUCAUGGUUAUAUGUCUCAUUUUUAUUAGUUUUUUUUUUGUAUGUCUUAGUUGAAAGGUUAAAGUUUGUAAUUAUGUUUAAUUGUAUAUGCAUAUAAAUAGGUUUUCAGGAAGUUCCUUUCUGAAGGUUCAUUAUCAGUCUGCAGGGUUGAGGUGUCACUCAGUGGCCCCUGCCCUGGAGAGGCCCUGAGCUGUGUUUGCACCAGCCCCAGAGCCCAGCAGACCAUGCCUUCCAGUUGUGUGUCUCCAGGACCUCUGAUGCCUUGCCAUAGUUGUGGUCCUGAAGGUGUCUGCUGCAGCAGCUGCCCCACCCUGUGGUCCUCCUUAGUCUUAGCGGCCUCCUUUGUCACCUCCUCACCCUCUUCUCACAGAAUCUCCUUGUCUUCCACAGUUUCCUUCUCUGACUUAGAAGUUAGCUUUUUGUUUUUGUUUAAAGUUAGGGAAUCUAGGGGAGAAAGAUUGUUAGAAUUACAUCUGAAACUUUUUAAGAAAUUAAAAAAACUUUGUAUAAAUAAAAGUUUUUUUUUAAUACCUAACUUCAUCUCAUCAGCAGGUUGCUAAGUGUACCGAGUAAUUGACAGAAAUGAGCUGUGAGCUGUGGUUGAAUUUCUUAGUAGUGACAUGGAGGGUUUCUACUUGUUUCCUUCUAGAUAGGGACUCUUCCAGAGUUUACUAUUUCUCACAUCAAUUACGUUGUUCUUACAUUUAAAUGUGGUAUUUAGCUGAGAUUAUUUGUGGGUGACUUUUCUUUUUUUCUCAGCAUAAAUUGUUCAUGAACUCAAAGACAGGACUUUAGGUAUCACUCUCUUCAGAGGCACAUAGAGUCUGAAUGUUUCAGACUUGGCUCUGUGCCAGUGCUGUGAUCUGGUAAGUGAGCUAAUAGUCGUAAUUUCAGGUCUCCGAUUUAUUCUUGGUACUUAUGUUUGGUUAUUCGUCUCUGAGUGACUAUAAGAUUGUGGAUAAAAUGGUGCUGCUCUGCUUUGAUUGUGUGGAAGGAAGGCCCGAGCAGACGAAAGUCUCGCCAUCCCUCGGAUCUCUGUUGCACGUGUGAAGAGGUGACAGGCAGGGAGAGUCGGGUCUUGCUCUCUCUGGGCACACGCUCUGGCUUUUCAGGACUAGUUGGUGCAGUCAUUUAGUUUUUUUCUCAGACAAAGCAUACCGAAAGCUCUUCCUGGACUUUGUGUGACACAUAACUUGUCAUAGUUUCUGGUCUACAGAAAGACUGAACAACUCCACUGUCUUAAAGCCUGAAAGGGGACUUUGAAGGCAUUUUGAGAUUUUUAUCAGAUGCCAAGAAGGUGCAAGUCUCUUCAUAAUAACAGCAUAUUCAAAUAAAUGUAAUUUGCCAGGCACACAGUAAAGAAUUAUUUGAGUGUAAUUAUCUAGUAGUCAAGAACUAAUAAGUACAUAUUUGGGUCAAAUUGAAUUUGUUCAUUUUGUUGCUGCCAUAAUUCAUUUGGUUCACAAUGUAGAUUGUGUAUUUGAUUAGGAAUGGAAGCUCAUGUUUGAGGAUUUGAAUAGGGUGGGUAUAUAUAUUUUAUAAAUACAAAUUUCAAAAAUAUGUAACUACUUUUUAAAUAGAAUGUAAAUGUUAAGACAGACAAAUUUGUUAUAUAUUUUUCAAUACAUGUACCAGCCUUCUGUUAGUUGAAUAUAGGUUACUUUGUGUGCUUUAUGGAACUGAAUAACUUUUAAUAAUAAAGCCGUUGUCAUUUGCUCUCCCCA